Molecule: messenger RNA, 297 nt
Organism: Prionailurus viverrinus (fishing cat)
Lineage: Eukaryota; Metazoa; Chordata; Mammalia; Carnivora; Felidae
Source: the annotation of a RefSeq genome assembly
AUGACCAUAGUCUACAUUAACAUCUUUCUGGCUUUCACCAUAUCACUUAUAGGAUUACUGAUAUAUCGAUCCCACCUAAUGUCUUCUCUUCUAUGUCUAGAAGGUAUAAUAUUGUCCCUGUUCAUCAUAAUAACCGUAGUAGUCCUAAACAACCACUUCACAUUAGCCAGCAUAAUCCCUAUUAUCCUAUUGGUAUUUGCAGCUUGCGAAGCAGCACUAGGCUUAUCCCUACUAGCAAUAGUAUCAAAUACAUAUGGUACUGACUACGUACAAAACUUAAAUCUCCUACAAUGCUAA